UUUGCAUCUCAUUUCAAUUCCCUUCAUAAUGCCUUAGGCUCAGCCGGUGCUGAAACGUCAGCAGAGAGAAAAAAAAAAUCGUUUUCGGUAUUCGGUACCGCAGUACAUAGGCCUACGACUACGUACGAUACGAUACGCUGGCUCUGACCGGACUCUGGGGGCUGGACCCAUUGCUGGACGCUGGCUGGACCCUAUGGCUGGACCACACAACGGACAGCAUGUACAGCGCCCCCAGGUGUCGGAACAGGGACAAAUAAUACGUGCCUCUUGAGGGCGCUCAUCAUCAGGUCACGAUAUGAUUCCUCGAUCACAAAUGCAUUUAUGCACGGUACCUAUAUGCACACUGCACUAUUCGUAAAAAGUGCAGUAGACAACAUGUGAAAGAUAUCUGCCGUGACUCGCCUGCCAUCUUGAUCUGGAGCAAUGGUCAAACUUACUCUACCAUAAUAACCCCAAACCUGUACAGACUAUUGUCAUCUUUCCUAGCUUCAGUUAUGGACAUAUGCAAGGAGCAGAGAAGCUGUGUUUCCGUUUCUCGUGAAUCCACAGAUGUUAUCUCUCCUCCCAGUCCUAAUCCUCCUACCUCACCUCCUUUGAUUCCCUCAUCCCCGUGCCAGCCUCCCCUUCCCUUGGGUGGAUUGGGAUCAUUAUCACACCCGACCAACAAUACAGUGUGGAAUGUUGCAUCGGCCGAUGCAAGGAAACCCUCAGCAACGGCAGGGAAGGAUGAGAUUUCAAGAGGGAUGCAAAAGUUGCUGUCAUGGAGAAUGUGCAAUGAAAGAGAUGACAGUGUAUGGAUAGCAAGCAACCGUCACACUGCACCUGUCCUUCAACAAGGCCCAGAGUGUGGUAUAGUCGCCCUCUGCAUGGCUGUCAACAUGUUGGGGCCAGUCUCUGCAGAUAAGAGACACAUCAUGAACACUGCCCAAGAGAAAGGAUUCACUAUUCAAGGGGAAAUGUUCUCAGCCACAAACUUACUGGACUUGGUGUCCUGUAGCUGUGGAGUCAAUGGCAGAGUUUUGGUAGGAAACAUGACGGAUAACCGAGAUGAUAUCAUCCUCCACCUUGCCAAUGGUUGGCCAGUCCUGGUGCCUUAUGACAAGGAUGCCAACUGUGAGCCAUGCAGCUUGAGGGGACAUAAAGCCCACUGGGCUGUCAUUUCAGGUUUUUUGCUGCAAUGCAGCAGAGCUGACUUUCCAGAUCUAAACUCGAAAGAGAUUCAUCAGGAUCCAGCUGCAUCCAACCUGUACUGCAUCAGCGUUGAUAACCACGAUGGGCUGUCCGAGCACACCAUCCAAACAGUUCAGGCUGUCCUACAAAGCCUUCCUGCCUCUGAUGUCUACCUCCUGGCCAGGCAGGGUAAGAGCACCCAUAUCCACCCCUGGAGGUACACUGCACUGUCUGACAGCAAUUCUAACCUCUUAGAACUCGGUAGCAGCAUCCAGGCAGACAUUGGCAAGUUUGUGAUUCCAGAGGGUGGUAUACAGGCAGGGUUGUGCAGUCAAGUGGUCUUGAUAAGGCCUUGAUUUGGGGAAAACCCUCUUUGGAGGAAAAUGUUGAGUUGUGCAGGAAACAUUGCUGCUGUGUCCAUCAAGUCCAUGGGCAAGGCACUUAACCUGAACCAUUUCUCUUGCCAGGACUUUUUUGCUGUCAUGGAACUCAAGUAUGACAGAAAAUAUCCUAACAAAUGCUGAAAAAUGGGGUUUUAUAUUUACAUCGCUGAGUUAGUUAUUUAAAGAUUGAAAUAAAUUAUUAACUAUUUUCUCGUGAAUCUUAUGAGUAGUGCCUUGUAGAAUUUGAGCAUUUUUGGGCAUUCAAAUUCUGAAGAAUGAAAUACUCCUACCUUUUAUAUGAACCGCCUGGAUUAUGUGAGAAAAGUUUUUACAAGUUCAUAGGCGGAUUGUUAAAAUUACAUGUUUUGACUGAAUAUACUUCCAGUGCUGUUAUUGAGCCAAUUCCGUUUAUAUUGCAGAAGUUUUAUUACAUAAUUUUGGAAAAUCACUUGUUUUACAGUUUGAAGUUCAAAAUUGAAUCCAGGUGUAGAAAUGAAAAAGAAGUAGUUGUGCAAAGGUUUUUCCAGAGAAUUAUUUUUUUAGUAGUUGUGUUCAUAUAUUUAUUUUUGGGGAGGGGCAGUUGACGGGAGGUGGACCUUAAAUUGUUGAAGAAUUGAAGUGCUUUACAAAUAAAAAAAACAAUGAGACCACAUCCAAUUAUUCUUAGAUAUCUGUUCUCAUUUUAUUAGGUCGUUGUUUGGCUUUCUAUUUAGGACAAUAAAGAAUACAGUCAGCAAACCAUUUUACAUUGUAGUCCCACUAGUUACAAAGUAAUGGUGCAAUUGAUGUUGAGUUUCAAGGAGAAAGAUGUUUUGAAUUCUUGGGCCAUGUACACAUAGACUAUUCUGGUGCUGAUACUUGGAAGCCAUUACUCAGGUGGUAGCACACUUGUGA
This is a messenger RNA of Patiria miniata (bat star), 2447 nucleotides long. Its product is annotated as UPF0692 protein C19orf54 homolog. The record is from RefSeq and is a predicted model, not a curated record. The transcript has 7 exons. The coding region runs from base 495 to 1526 and encodes 343 amino acids. Lineage: Eukaryota; Metazoa; Echinodermata; Asteroidea; Valvatida; Asterinidae.